AAGUAGACAAAGAGACAAAAAUUAUAAUGCAUUGUGUUAUUAACAAACAACGAUGUAUAAUAUAGAACUAAUAUCACAUUAAAUUCUCAAUUACAUUUUUCAGAACAUUUCCACGCUUACAGUGUUUCGCGUGUCGUUCUCAAUUUUCGUGACAACAAGUUCGUGUUUCAAGACGUACCACACCUAAUGCCAUUAAGGGAAAUUAAACUAUCAAACAAAAAAGAUAGGCGGUGGAAAAAAAGGUAAGCAGUAAAAAAAAAAAAGAAAGGAAAGAUAAAAUAAUGAAUAUGAUAACGAGAGAAACUUUAAAUACAGUUUGCAAAACGUUUCCACGGUUACAGUGUUUCGCAUGUAUUUUUCCAGUUUUCUUAACAACAAAAAUUAAAUUUCAAGACUUAAUAUUUCCAAUCCGAUUAAAGAAAUUUUAUUUGAAAAAAAUAAACUAAUAAUAAGUAAAAAAAAAAAAAAAACAGAGAUUUUAUAGUUCAUAGAAUACAUCGUUUUAUUAACAAACAAUGAUGUAUAAUAUAAAAUUAAUAACACAUGAACUUUUUAAUUACGUUUUUCGAGAAACGUUUCCACGGUUACAGUGUUUCGCAUGUAUUUCCCCAGUUAUCGUGACGACAAGUUCGUGUUUCAAGACUUAACACUCCUAAUGCGAUUAAGGAAAUGAAACUUUCAAAAAAGAAGGAUAAAUAAAUAAAUAAAGAAAGAAAGAAAGAAAGAAAGAAAGAGUUAUGGAUGUGGCAGUGAUAGAAGUAACGAGAUCAAGAAGCUGAUCAGUGAACGCGUCCGGAAAGUAUUAAGCGUUAACGCAAGCGUCAUGAAGCCGCUUUGAGCCGCUUUCAAUUACAAAGCCGCACACACAUCCGAUCGAGUUUUAUUAAAGCGUCGGCGUUCUCCUCGGCGGCCGCUACCAGUCGCCACCAACGCACACCAUGUAUUACAACAAGUACGGGAACGUGAUAAUAUUGGUCAUGCGGCAUUUACCCGCGUUUCUCCUGUCGACAUUGACUUCCUCUUUCUGUUCCUCCACCACUAUUUCUCCUCCAUAUCCACCUUCUCCUUCUCUUUCUUCUUCUUCUUUUUCUUUUUCUUCUUCUUCUCCUUCUUCCCCAUUAUUCUUACCUUUUACAACUAACUUCAAGUAGAUAUAGAAAUACUCAUUUCCAUCCUCGAAUCAAAAAUAUUUCAAAGAAAAGGCAGGAGAAUCGUAAAAGGCGAACGUGCUGACACAACACGGCACACACAUAUUGUCGACAACAUUGUGAAAGAAACAAAGUGGGGUGAACUGUAGGAGAGAGAGAAAGAGAGUGAGUGAGUGAGUGAGUGAGUAAGUGUGUGAGUGAAAGAGUAAGAGAGGGGACUAUAUGAGGAUAACGGUGGGGUAGAGGAAGAAAGAAAUAUACGAGUGUCACGUUCCCGAUCAUAACGGUGUUUCCGCCUUCGAAUCCGUAUUUUCUUGCCCGUAUUUAAACUAAUCGUACGGCCAUUUACACUGUGUUACAAUUGUCAACGAGACCUUGCAACUAAAAUAAUGCCACGAUGUCAAAUUGCAAUAGAAAUACACAUGCGCAGAGAUCUUCGGUGAUAGACUAUGAGCGUCAAUUUCAAGAAGAUUUGGAACGUGCUCAAGCAUUGAGCUUAGAAAGUUUAGCUUUAGAAAAAUUUAGGUUACAAAAGCAACGAUUGGAGUAUAGUAAUAUACAACAGUCUUAUCCGUCACAAAAUAAUUCACAUGAUAUAAGUAGUGGAUCAACAACGACAGAUGGUGCUUUGCAAGGUGGCAUGUUACAAUUUAGAAGUCGUCCACGUCCUGGAUCUUUUAAUAAAAAUCAAUCAAAAAAUGUCACGCUGUUGGCUCCACCGCCACCAAUCCCUUGUAGAAGAAAUUCGACAACUGCUACAUCGAGCCAAGAAACGUCCACCGAUUUAAUUAAUUUUACAAGCCCGGUCAAGCAGGAUAACUUAUCAGAAUAUUGUACACCACCUCCUCCACCUCCAAAAACACUGGUAGAACCAAAAUGGGAGACUCAUCCUGCUUUAUUAAAAAAGCAGGCAAGGAUUUCAAGAAGUAAUAGUUCAGCAGGAUCUUAUCAAUCUCGAGAUUUUAGAUAUCAUUCACUUUCACCUGGGCCUAGAUCUUCUACUGCACCUUGCACACCUGGAACGCCAGGAAUCAGUCCUAUCUUGUCAAGAGCCACUAGUAGCAAUAGCAAUGUACCUGAUAUUACACCACAGUCUGCAUGGAAUUUCCUUUCUUUUAGAAAUUAUUUCUUUCAACAGAUUCCUCCCUUGCCUUUGAAUUACAGACCUGGCAUUGCAACACCAGCCUCCUGUAAUGUGUUAGUACCUAAAUUUUGUGCAGAUGAACAAUUAAAUGUAUUGAAAGUGAUAGAAAAAAAACCAAAUAGUAAUCUUAUAGAUUUGAAUACAUGCGAAGAAGUAGAGGAUAAAACAAAUGUUAGAGUCAGUGUUUUAGAAGCAUUUGAUCCUUUACUUGUUAAGACUGAUGAUAGCAGCGAAUGUUCGAGUGACAUUAAGGAUGAUAUGCAAUCACAAAUUAGUGGAACUGUAUAUGAUCCUUUUGAUCCUUUCGAUUACAUGUAUAGCACAAAUGAGAGCGUAAACUCAGAUCCUGUAUAUGUAGCGGUAGAAAAGUCAGGUAAAUCUCCAGCUAUUUCUCCAGCUGCACCUCCACCACUGCCACCUAGAAAUUCAUCUGCAUGGAAUACUAUUGAAAGAAGAAGAACUUCCUUGGAUCGUCGUCAAAAAAAGAAAUCACGUUUAUAUGAAAAUGUAACGGUGAUAAAAACUAGACCAUCUAGUAACGAUGGCGAUUUGAGCGCCUUUCAUCAAAUGGUUAAAUCAGUGCGAAGUGAAUUUCCAUUUAACAAUCCUAGUACAAAUAUCGGUCAUGUAAUAAGUCCAACAAUGGAAAACUUAUAUCCCGAAGGCACAAGUAUUAAGUUAGUUGUGCAUCCACAAUUAUCAGAUAACGAGAAAGAUUCUAUUCCGUCCAUUUCAUUUACUUGUAACGUAAACUGUAGCGUCGAACAUGUUAUUCUAAAUGUUGCUUGUUCUUUGGAUAAUGAAGAUACAGUAAACGUAGAAAAAUAUUGUUUAAGAGUUUGGGGCUUAGCAGAAUAUUUAGCUCCCAAUACAAUAUUAGCACAAUACGAAUAUAUUCAUCAGUGUAUUAAGUUGGAAAAAGACAUUGAAUUAGCUAUCAUGACAAGAGCACAAAUAAAAAAAUCUAUAGCUCGCACACUUCAAGAUGAUAAUCAGGAUCAAUGUCUUAAAUUAGAAGAUAUACUUCCUAACGAACCAUUACAACCAAUUUCUUAUGAUUCAUUGCUUAUUCUAUUGGAAACAGUAGAAAAAGAAAUGGAACGAGUAGAAAAUACUGCAAUGGAGUUAGUGACAACAAAUCACGGUUCUGCUCUUUUACCUCAGCUCAAACCACAAGGUGUCGUUCAAGCUGUGAAAGCAGUCUGCGCAUUGAUGGGAAAUAUUGAAACUUUUGAAAUCACAGAAGCAGUAGAUAAUUUUGUGAACGCUUGCUGCCAAUUUUUGCCUCAAGUUCAUACUACGAACAUAGAGUGCAAGAAACCUGAAAUAGUGCAUGAAGAUGGAGAUUAUUCGGUUGUAACGUUAAGAACGAAGUUUCCUGAUGUUAUCACUUCCCAUUGUCAUAAAAUUCGUGAUGCGAUUCAAGAUCUCGUAGAAACUUAUUGUCACGCUUUUAGAGUCGAUUUUCAGUUGAACAGUAGAGGAGAAAAUUCUGCAAACAGGGUAGUAUCUUCAGAAGUUAUAGACACUGUGCUUGUACGAGUUGGAUCAUUACACAGAUUACCAGGACAUUGGAAGCAUAACGAUUACAUUAUUGCAGCUCAAAUAUUUCACGGUACAAGACCCGUUGGUAAUCCCGUUUUAUCAGAACCCACAACAAUAAGCUUGAGUUUUUAUUCCAGAAUUUUAUUUAAUUCUUGGUUGGAAUUCCGUGGGACUAGUGUAUGCCAAGUUCCGAGAGAAGCCAGGUUAGUAUUAGUUCUUUAUGGGCGUACGUUACAACCUACUGAACACGAAUCAUCAAAUUCCGUAUCAGAAGGUGCUAUGAGAAAAGAAGAACUUGGUUGGGCUGCUAUACAAUUCUUUAAUUAUGACGGUAUUAUAAGUCAAGGAAGUUAUUUUUUAUCUCUUUGGCCUGCUAUUGCUGAUAAAAGAUUAGGUCCUGCACCAGCACCCGGAACUCAUCCUCAUGGUGAUACGCAUCCUAUUAUAGGAAUAGAAUUACCAGAUUAUGGCGGAAAUGUCUUUUUUCCAACAGAAUUAAGAGAUCAUGAUGUUAAAUCAUUAGAUUUUAAUUCGUUGGACCAAAAUACGCAAGAAUUGUUAUUGGAUAUUACACAGCAAGAUACAUUUUCAAGGCCUCCUGUAGAUGAAAGAGAAAUAUUAUGGGAAAAAAGACAUUAUUUACAUGAUAAACCGGAAGCUUUACCUAAAGUAUUAUUAGCUGCGCAUAGUUGGGAUUGGGCAUGUUUGCCAGAUUUGCAUGCAUCUCUUAGAGUUUGGAGUUCUUUACCACCUGUACAAGCUUUACAACUACUUCUGCCAUGUUUUCCAGAUAUGAAAGUUCGAGAAAUGGCUGUUGGAUGGAUCAAAGAAUUAAGUAACGAUGAACUAGUUGAUUACUUACCGCAAUUGCUUCAAGCAUUGAAACAUGAAACAUAUGAAGCUUCUCCUUUAGCUAAAUUUUUAUUGGAACGAGCUUUGAUAUCACCGAGAGUAGCUCAUCAUAUUUAUUGGCUAUUAACGCAAGCAUUACCAGGACAAAGUCCUCAGAAUUCUGCAGAAAUUGUACCAGAAGAUGAGAAAGGUAUCAGUUCUGCAAGAUAUCAUAGGAGAUUACAAUUAAUGUUGCGAGCUUUGCUAGCAGUUAUAGGGGAUGCGUUAAGAAAUAGUUUUCUUACUCAACAAUUAUUAGUUAAGAAUUUGAAUGAGGUGGCAGAAAAUAUUAAAACUAUUAAAGAGUCGUUACGAAUGGAUACACUCAAAGUUGGUUUACAAAAUAUACAUUGUCAAUUAAUGGAAGAUAAUGGUACAUGUUUACCAUUGUCUCCUAGUAAACAAGUUUAUGGUAUAAAUGUACAAAUUUGCUCAUAUUUCCCAUCUUUUACACUUCCAUUGAAGAUUAACUUUAUUAGCUGUGAUAAUGUACUAAGUCCUGCAAUCUUUAAGGUUGGUGAUGAUUUACAGCAAGAUAUGUUGACCUUACAAAUGAUGCGCAUUAUGGAUAAAUUGUGGUUAAAGGAAGGUCUUGAUUUAAAAAUGGUUACUUUUGCUUGCGUACCCACUGGCCACAAACGCGGAAUGAUAGAAAUGGUCACAAAUGCAGAAACGCUUAGAAAAAUUCAAGUUGAAUUUGGUUUGACCGGAUCUUUUAAAGAUCGACCUAUCGCGGAAUGGCUAGCAAAGCAUAAUCCUUCUGAAUUAGAAUACGAAAGAGCGGUAGAAAAUUUUACUGCCUCGUGUGCUGGUUAUAGCGUUGCUACUUACAUUUUAGGAAUUUGUGAUAGGCAUAAUGAUAAUAUUAUGUUAAAAACAUCUGGUCAUCUAUUUCAUAUAGAUUUUGGAAAAUUUCUUGGAGAUGCUCAAAUGUUUGGAAAUUUCAAAAGAGAUCGAACACCAUUUGUUCUAACUUCUGAUAUGGCUUAUGUUAUAAAUGGUGGAGACAAGCCAUCUGCUAAAUUUCAUCAUUUUGUUGAUCUAUGUUGCCAAGCAUUUAAUGUUGUACGUAAACAUGGCAAUCUUAUCCUUCAUCUUUUUGGAUUAAUGACUUCAUCUGGCAUCUCUGGUGUUACAAUGGAUGCUGUUAGUUAUGUGCAAAAAGCAUUGCUUCCUGGACAAACUAAUCCUGAAGCAGCAGCAACAUUUGCACGGAUGAUAGAAAGCUCACUUAAGAAUUGGUUUACGCAGUUUAAUUUCUUUUUACAUAAUUUAGCGCAAUUAAGAUUUUCUGGCGAUCAUAAUGAUGGAGCGUUAUUAUCUUUUAUUCCACGUACAUAUACGAUGCAGCAGGAAGGCCAAUUGAAAAGCGUACAAGUACAUGGAUAUCAGAAACGAUAUGAUCCAGAAAAAUAUUAUAUGUAUAUUUUACGUAUACAAAGAAAGGGACAAGCAGAUCCUACAUAUCUUUUUCGCUCUUAUAAAGAGUUUUGUGAAUUUUAUCAAAAAUUAUGUAUACACUUUCCACUAGCUAAAGUAGCCAGUUUACCAAGCGGUAGAAGUGUUGGUCGAUCGAACAUAAAACAAGUUGCGGAUAAAAGACGAGCAGAUAUAGAAAAGUUUCUUUUGAGUUUAUUCAAGAUGGCUCCAGAAAUAUCACAAAGUGAUUUGGUUUAUACAUUUUUCCAUCCUUUGUUACGAGAUCAACAAAAUGCAGAUAUUCAUUUACGUAAAGUAAAAGUCGGCAAUUGGUGGGCUGACAAAAAAAUUAGAGAGAAUAUACAAUGUGGACAAAUCAAAUUAUCCCUUCAUUAUACCCGUGGCACUUUAUCGGUAAUGGUUUAUCAUGCUAGAGGUUUGCCUAAAGUUGCUAAUAAUCAAGAACCAAAUACAUACGUCAAAGUUUAUCUCAAACCUGAUCCUACAAAAGCCACUAAACGUAAAACUAAGGUUGUUAAAAAGAGUUGUUAUCCUUCAUUCAUGGAAAUGCUCGAGUAUCGAAUGCCACUUGACGUUAUCAAAGAAAGAGCCUUAGAAGCAACGAUUUGGAAUCACGAUACUCUACAAGAAAAUGAAUUUCUUGGUGGUAUUAAAUUACCACUCAAUCGGUUGGAUUUAAUGAACGAAAUAAUCGAAUGGUUUCCAUUGGGUAGUAUUCGGUAAAAAGGAAAUAGGAAGACUGUGUUAAUAAUAUAUCUGAAUGCUCAUAACUAAUAGGAUUAUUCAAAAUGCUAUUAUCUUAUAUCGCACAAAAGGCGUUGCUUUCUCAAAAUAUUCUGCUAUCGUGACUAAAGGGUUAAGGAUGAUUAAUGUUCUAAUCAAAAUAUUUAUACCAACGAAGUAUAAUAUAAUAGGCACUCAUCAAUCGUUUCUCUCGUCAUAUAUCGCGAAAUUUUCUAAUUAAUAUUAAUAUUAAAGUAUAAACAAAAA
This is a messenger RNA of Polistes canadensis, 7158 nucleotides long. RefSeq names its product phosphatidylinositol 4-phosphate 3-kinase C2 domain-containing subunit beta (gene Pi3K68D). The coding region runs from base 1546 to 6891 and encodes 1781 amino acids. NCBI's taxonomy places the organism in Eukaryota, Metazoa, Arthropoda, Insecta, Hymenoptera, Vespidae. Gene Ontology annotation, cellular component: plasma membrane; cytoplasm; phosphatidylinositol 3-kinase complex. Gene Ontology annotation, biological process: cell migration; phosphatidylinositol-3-phosphate biosynthetic process; phosphatidylinositol 3-kinase/protein kinase B signal transduction. The record is from RefSeq and is a predicted model, not a curated record. Gene Ontology annotation, molecular function: 1-phosphatidylinositol-3-kinase activity; 1-phosphatidylinositol-4-phosphate 3-kinase activity; phosphatidylinositol binding. The transcript has 26 exons.